Chanos chanos (milkfish) is the source of this 663-nucleotide messenger RNA. It is a transcript of the gene fndc4b, whose product is annotated as fibronectin type III domain containing 4b. Gene Ontology annotation, molecular function: protein binding. Bases 1 to 663 code for a protein of 220 amino acids. NCBI's taxonomy places the organism in Eukaryota, Metazoa, Chordata, Actinopteri, Gonorynchiformes, Chanidae. The transcript is spliced from 6 exons. Gene Ontology annotation, cellular component: extracellular region; plasma membrane. The record is from RefSeq and is a predicted model, not a curated record.
AUGAAUCCUUUCUUCACUUAUUUGAUCGUUGCCUUGUUUCUGUAUGGAUGGCACAUCUGUAUCGUGGGAGCUAACCGCCCUGCUGCUCCUGUCAACAUCUCUGUCACCCACCUGAGGGCUGACUCAGCCACUGUGUCCUGGAACAUUCCAGAGGGAGAAGUUGUAAUUGGCUACGCCAUCUCACAGCAGAGACAGGAUGGUCUGAUGCAGCGCUUCAUCAGGGAGGUGAACACAACCAGUCGUGCUUGUGUGCUUUGGGACCUUGAUGAAGACACAGAUUAUAUAAUCCAGGUUCAGUCCAUUGGGCUGCACGGGGAAAGCCAAGCCAGCAAGAGGGUUCAUUUUAGAACUCUUGAGAAAUCUGACCACUUUCAGCCUAACAUGGGAGACCAAGAUGAUCCAGCAGUGGAGGGUUUGGAAUUAUCCAGAAAUCUCCAGACUGGAGAGAUGAUCAUUAUCAUGGCAGUGCUUUUAAUGUGGGCAGCUGUGAUUGCCCUUUUCUGUCGGCAGUAUGACAUCAUUAAAGACAACGACUCAAGCAACCACAGCAAGGAGAAGACCAAACUGCCCUCAGAACAGAGUACCCCAGAGUAUCACAAUGGAGGCCUACUUGGGAGCAAGUUCCAAAGAACUACGUCUUCAAUCAGCAUCAUCAAGGUCUAA